Messenger RNA from Telopea speciosissima, 1855 nucleotides. RefSeq names its product ADP-ribosylation factor GTPase-activating protein AGD5. The transcript is spliced from 11 exons. The coding region runs from base 82 to 1617 and encodes 511 amino acids. Lineage: Eukaryota; Viridiplantae; Streptophyta; Magnoliopsida; Proteales; Proteaceae. Gene Ontology annotation, molecular function: GTPase activator activity. The record is from RefSeq and is a predicted model, not a curated record.
GGUUGCUUGUCUCUUCUCUCUCUCUGGUCGAUCACUGCAGUAAUCGGUUAGGCAACGCAGGCAGCAGCGACGAAUACCAACAUGAACGAGAAGGCCAACGUCUCCAAAGAGCUCAAUGCCAAGCACAAGAAGAUACUGGAGGGGCUUCUUAAGUUUCCAGAGAAUAGGGAAUGUGCUGACUGUAAAUCCAAAGGUCCAAGAUGGGCGAGUGUGAAUCUUGGAAUCUUUAUAUGCAUGCAGUGCUCUGGAAUCCAUCGAAGUCUUGGGGUACACAUAUCAAAGGUUCGGUCUGCAACACUGGAUACAUGGCUUCCGGAGCAGGUUGCUUUCAUUCAAUCAAUGGGAAAUGAAAAAGCAAAUAGCUAUUGGGAAGCAGAGCUACCACCAAAUUACGACAGAGUUGGGAUAGAGAACUUCAUUCGUGCAAAAUAUGAAGAGAAAAGAUGGAUUCUAAGGGAUGGGAAGCAGAAAUCACCUUCAAGGGUGCAGGAAGAGACAACUUCUGUAUAUAGGCAGAGACCUGGAGGCAGAAGUGACGAUGGAUACAUCAACAAUGUUGAACAUUCAUAUGAGGAGAGGAAGAACACUUCACCAGCUACACGAAGCAAUAUUUCUGCUAUACAUUCAUAUGGGGAGAGGAAGAACACUACUCCACCAGCUACAAGAAGCAAUAUUUCUGCAAUAAAGAAUAGCAUUCCUGCACCUCCUAAAGCAACUGAUCAGGUGUCCGCUGAUCCAAGACUGCAGCCUGUUGUACAGAAAGAAGAACCAGUAGUGCCAAAGUCUGAAUCAGCAACGGAACCAGCUAAAGCUACAGUGGUUGUCUCACCUCCAAAAGUUGAUUAUGUCACUGACCUUUUUAACAUGCUCUCAAUGAAUGGUCCAACAGAAAAUGGCACGGACAAAUCUUCCAUUGAUGAUAAUGCAUGGGCUGGCUUCCAAUCUGCAGAAGCAUCAUCCACAACAGAAACUGUUAGUUCUACUAAGCCAGUUGAAAAUAAGACGUCAUCUACAUCUGGAGUUGAGGAUCUGUUUAAAGAUACACCAUUGGUUACAUCCACUCCAGUUUCAGAGAAACCACAAAAAGAUGUCAAGAAUGACAUUUUGAGCCUCUUUGAAAAGUCCGACAUGGUUUCUCCAUUUUCUAUCCAUCAACAGCAACUUGCAAUGCUGGCGCAGCAUCAGUCCCUUCUUAUGGCUGCGGCAGCCAAGUCCAGUGGUGGGGCCCCAACAUUUCCUGGCAAUUCUCAGCAACCUAGCUCUAAUGGCAUCAAUGCACUUGGAGCCAGCUCGCCUACUGAAAACUGGCCAAACUUAGGCUAUCAAAUACCGGGAAUGACAAUGCCAGGAAUUGGGCCAAAUCAGUUCCAGAAACAUGUGCGGGUGGGAAACAUGAGACCAACAAAUACAGCAGUGAACUCGAUUCUUUUUCCAUCUUCCAACAGCAUGUAUAAUAUAGGAUCAGUUGGUGCAGUCAAUGGAGUAGUAGCUACCAGUGGUGUCAAUGGGCGAUCAUCCUCUGCAUCUUCUGUCUCUUCUGUUUCUCCUACACAAACAGGAAAAGAUUAUGAUUUCUCAUCGUUAAUGCAGGGGAUGUUCUCAAACCAGAGGCAGUGAGAGUAGUGGGGUAAACAGAUUUGUUGUCUUACCACACCAGGUUACUAAAUUUACCGGAAAUAUAUCCCUUUGGCUUUGGGGAUUUCUGCUGUAUCAAGAUCAUAAGCUCUUUGUAGAGGCAGUUUCAGUUUUUUUUUUCUGUCUUAUAUUUUCCCUUUUCCCCUUAAAUUUCAAAGGUGGCUUCAUUUGUACUAGUUGUGUAUUCGGAGCAAUAAAAAUGGGUUUAAGAUUACUUGGA